CAAAUGGGCGAAUGGAGAACUUGUUCUUGUAAUUUAUGAAGCAGAAACGUCAACUGGGUUCGAAAGAAAGCAGGGCUUAAGCAAAAUGAGUGGGCGCAGUAAGAAAGUGCGAGUGUUUGCAAGAAUUCGGCCUACAGCCAAGUUUGCGAAGGACAACUUAGAGCUGUUGCCAGAUGGAAAGAGUGUAAAUGUCCACCUCAAACGAGAUCCCAAAAAGGGAGUGGUCAAUAAUCAGAUCCUUGAUUGGUCAUUCAAAUUGGACGGAAUUUUCCACAACAGCGGUCAAGACAAAGUGUACGAGUCAGAAGUGUCUGGAAUUGUAACCAAUGCUUUGGAUGGCUACAACGGAACUGUUAUGUGUUAUGGACAAACGGGUGCAGGUAAAACAUUCACCAUAACUGGAGCCACUGAGAGCUAUAAAAACCGGGGCAUCAUUCCCAGGGCUCUGUCACAGAUUUACAAAGAGGUGGAAGAUAGACCAGAAUAUGCUAUAACUAUCAGAGUUUCAUAUUUAGAAAUUUACAAUGAGACGAUGUUUGACCUGCUGUCAACUCUCCCAGAGUCCUGGAACCAGAUGUCUGGAGAGCCACUGGCAGUUAUUGAAAAUGAAAACGGGGUGUACGUCAAGGGGCUCUCCUGCCACCUGGCCCAGAACGAAGAGGAGGCUCUUAAUCUCUUGUUUGAGGGUGAGACCAACAGAGCCAUAUCUGCUCACUCUCUGAACAAACAGUCAUCAAGGUCUCACUGUAUCUUCACAGUGUAUGUUGAGGCUCGCUCCAGAACACAGUCUAAUGCAAAAUACACGGUCUCCAAACUGAACUUUGUAGACUUGGCUGGAUCAGAAAGACUUGGUAAAACAAAUUCUCAGGGGAAAACCCAGCAGGAGGCCAUGUACAUCAACAAAUCGCUGACAUUCCUGGAGCAGGUGAUCAUCGCUCUGGCAGAUCCGCGGCGGGACCACAUUCCAUUUCGACAGUCCAAACUGACGCACUGCCUGAAGGAUUCCAUUGGUGGAAACUGUGGCACGCUGCUGGUAGCCAAUAUAUGGGGGGAGCUUGCUCAAAUGGAAGAAACGGUAUCCACAUUAAGGUUUGCUACACGCAUGAUGUGCGUGUCCAGUGAACCCGCCGUCAACGAGGUAUUUGACCCAGCGGUUUUAGUAAAGAAGUUACAAAAAGACAUUGUUCAUUUGAAGUCAGAAUUGGCCAUGCAUGAUACACUGACAAACCGAACACAGAUCUCAUACGACCCUCUGUCUGAACAGCAGAAAUACGAGAUCAGACAACAAGUGAGGAAAUUCCUCGAGGGCGGACUUGAUGAGAUUGAUAUAACCAACAUCAGACAAAUACAGGGAGUAUAUGACGCUUUCAAAGAAAUCUACUUACAAAUGGAACAGGAUGUAGAAGAGCGGCUGAGGGAGAAAUACAUGCUCAUUGACAAGUCAGACCCCAACUCCAUUGCCGCGGCACAAAAGGCAGGAGCUCUGAUCUCAGACGAUGGCACAUUGCAGGGUUGGGAGCCAGAUGGCCAGAGCUUUGGGGUGGCAGCACCCAGGUCAGCCAAGGCAGAUAAUUCUUCAGUGGUCAGCGCACGACGUGCACAGAGAGAGAAAGAAAGACGCAGGACUGACAAACACUCCAGCAGACACAGCCCAGUAGGAGGUAAGGGUGCCAGCCCUGCUCACAGCUCCAAGGGUGACCGUGGAUGUCAAGUCUCCCCACACCCCUGUGGACAAGAAGGGUGCUGAUGAGAAGGAGACAGAGCCCCUGCCACACCCACCAGUUCUAUUGCUGCUCCCACGCGCUCAGAGAAACUUCCGGCCAAGUUAUUUUAUUCUCGUCCUUCCAGCACACCUCCGUCCAGAACGGUGGCGUUUGAGGAGUUCAAGUCUGAGGUGGGCCGUGAGAUCAGCCGAAUUCUCAAUGAGAAUAAGGAAAUCCUUAGUCAAAAGAAAAAGAACUAUGCUGACGUGGCCCGACAGAUCAACCGCACCAAGAUGGACAUUGACCAGUGCCGUAUGAUGCUGGACAGGCUCAAAACUGAGAGAGAAAGCAGUGGCAUAACCUACAGUGAGGAAGGGGAGGUAAUCAUCACAGAGCAGGAGUUCUUGCAGAUAAAGCAGCUGAAGGAGUUGAAGCAGCAGUACAGGACAUUUUCAGAUGAGCUGAAGCAGAUUAAGACUGAUGUACAGUAUUGUCAGAACCUGGUCGACCAGUGCAGAAAGAGACUUAUACUAGAAUUUGACAACUGGUACGCAGAGAGUUUCCUGUAUAACAGUGAGGACCCCCAGACAAGUUCUGCCGCGGGAUUUGGAACACGCCCGGGGGUGCAGAUCAUGAGCUUUGACCCCAACACUGUGCCGGAAGAUGAGCAGGAGAAGUUUGACCGCCUUCAGAUGGAGCUUUUGAUGAAUAACCCUGAAUCUGCAGCCUUCCACAACGCUCAGAUGAGGACAGAGAGACGGAAAACAUACGAGAAGGCAAUGACACAGCCACAACCCAGUUUCCGUAGAAACCCAGGCUUACCCACUGUCAACAUCCGCAACAAACCACCAUCUAUCUUACAAGUGUCACACUGAAUUGGCCAGUCAGAGUUAGGAUAACAAACACUGCUUGACCAGACCCAGACUUGGAGACAUUUAUGUCUGCUCUUUGCUGGUUCAUAUUUAAAUAUCAUGUUUGUGCUUCUCCAGUUAUAAUGAAUAUUCUUGUAAUUCAAUUAUAUAUAUAUUAUUUAUGCGUCAGAGAAUUUUUCAAGUAUUUCAAUUCGUGUACAGUAUUGAAUAUAUAAUUACUUAAAGGUUGUGGCCCUUUAAUAUAUCCAGUUUUACAAUUAAAGUGUAGGUAAACAAAGUGAAGAGAAAAGUACAAGAAGGUGUGUAUUUUUUUGGCAUGGAAAUAUUGAGCAAUUUUUUAAUGUUUUACCUCAGUCAUUAUUUGUUCCCAAAAUGUCACAUACCAUUGAAGUAUUAGGGCUGUGAUAACUAAUGCAUGCUGACUAUAAUCUGACCUUAUUAAAGUAUUGAUAUCAAUCAAAUAAAUAAAUAUUAAAGAAUUGAAAUUCAUAAUUUGAACUUCCAUACAGGACCUCUCUUUUUGUUUUUCCUCAGUGGAACAAUUUUUAUAAACUGAAAACUGUAGAAUGUUAUGUGAGAACUCGUUAAUCAGUAUUUUAAUUGUUUUGAAAGAUUUUAAAUUUUAAAGGUAGGAUUUUACAAAAAGAAGCCAACUGUGAUAGUCACCAAUGCUUUGUUCUUGAUCAGUGCUUUGCAGCAUAUUGAGUAAUGUAUCCAGUGCACAGGUAUAUUUGCCGCUUUGAUUUUUCAUUUGUUAUUAGAUAUAUUUUGUACGUACAAAUCUGUACGAAAUGCACAAGGUUAUUUGAAAAUAAGAAUAAUACAUAAAUGCUGCUGUUAUUGGCUACAUUUUGCACAUUUUAGUGUUACUGAUUUCUAAUAGGUUUGGAAAAAUUUGUUCGGCAUAAAGGAUAAUUAUUCAUUCAUUCAUGUAUCGGCCAGGUGACAAGGUGUAUUAUGUGGUUGAUUGAAACAUAGUUAACAUUUGAAGAAUUAGUAUUACUGGUAAGAACUUCAUCAUAUGUUGUUUUAACAAUUACAUGAAGUUAUGUAUACAACAUCUGCAUAUUAAUGACUUAUUCUAAUCAUGGGAAAAUGAACUUCAAAUAAAUGGAAGAAAAAUGAGCAUUCAACAAUAUUGGGAAAUAUGUAAAUGACACAGAUGUUUGUUAACAGGAGUUCUUAGUGUAUUUCCUCCCCACCCUAAGUGACUUUAAGACUCGUAGAAACACUUUACAAACUGGCACAGAAAAAAAACGAAAAAAAAGAAUAAAAUGACA
This is a messenger RNA of Liolophura sinensis, 3855 nucleotides long. Its product is annotated as kinesin-like protein KIF9. Gene Ontology annotation, biological process: microtubule-based movement. Lineage: Eukaryota; Metazoa; Mollusca; Polyplacophora; Chitonida; Chitonidae. The record is from RefSeq and is a predicted model, not a curated record. Gene Ontology annotation, molecular function: microtubule binding; microtubule motor activity; ATP binding.